Messenger RNA from Labrus mixtus (cuckoo wrasse), 6304 nucleotides. Its product is annotated as alpha-2,8-sialyltransferase 8F-like. The record is from RefSeq and is a predicted model, not a curated record. Gene Ontology annotation, molecular function: alpha-N-acetylneuraminate alpha-2,8-sialyltransferase activity. Gene Ontology annotation, biological process: oligosaccharide metabolic process; N-glycan processing. NCBI's taxonomy places the organism in Eukaryota, Metazoa, Chordata, Actinopteri, Labriformes, Labridae. The transcript has 7 exons. The coding region runs from base 406 to 1476 and encodes 356 amino acids.
UAUUCUCAAACUAAUUUCACCGACCUCCGGAGCUAUUCCCUGAACAGUAUUUUGUUUGCUUCCGUUUCAUACACGUGUAUCUCAUAGCCAGUUUUAUGGUAAGACUUCGGCAUUUAUCACUUUUGCCUGGAAAAGGAGAUUAAUAACGGGGCAAAAUCGCUCUCUCUGUCUGUUACUCCUGCUCGCUCUGGAGUCCGGAGCAUUUACCAUAAAGAUCAGAAUACGUGAGCACUUCAGAUUUAGGGCCGGCGCACUUCACCACGUAAAAGCGAGGAGCGGCUGGCUUGACCGCAGUGAGGGGGGAAACUGAAACAAAGUCAAAGUGAGGGUGACAGAGAGCAGAUAGCGAUUGAGUUUGAGACAGGAUCUGAAGGAGGCUAGCAGGUGACGUAAAGAGAGAGAGUUAUGAGGGGACAGCUCAAUUCAUUCUUCUAUCUGGUGAUGGCUCUCCUGUGUUUGGGGACCCUGUUCGUCUGGUGCUUACUCGACAACAACAGCAAUGUGGACCAGUUCUUACCAACCCCUCAGAGGAAAAGAGCCCCCAAGACCUUUGACCUCUGCAAAGGCUGCAAGAAUAUGAUCGAAAAAAGAAUGCAGGGUUACUCUCAAGCCUGGCAGAAGCAAGAGGACAAUUAUCAAAAAUUUAGAUCUCAGCUGAGCAGCAACUGCACUGGCUUUGACAAAGCCAUCAUUACCCAGGCCAACACUCCAGUGGGAUCCGAGCUUGUUUAUGAUGGGGAAAAGAAGAGUAGCCUCAAGGUGUCUCCUGAGGUUUUCAGCACCUUUACAAAGGAGCAUCCUUUCUCAAAUAAAACAUGGGACACGUGUUCUGUUGUCGGGAACGGAGGAAUCCUGACUGACAGCAGCUGUGGAGAGAGAAUUGAUUCAGCUCAGUUUGUCAUGAGGUGCAACCUUCCUCCUUUGGGAAAUGGUUACGAGAAGCAUGUUGGUGUCAAAACGGACCUUGUGACAGCGAACCCAAGCAUCCUCAUGGAGAAGUAUGGGUCUCUGAUGGGGCGUCGUCGUCCGUUUGUGGAAAGUCUGCAUAUUUACGGCAACUCCCUGCUACUCCUUCCCAUGUUCUCCUUUCGCACAAACACUCCUGUAUGUCUGCGGGCUACCUACACCAUUGAGGACUUUGGAAGCCCCAUGAGGCCCGUCUACUUUAACCCUGAGUACCUCCAAAGUCUGGCCGACUUCUGGCGCGCACAAGGCUUGCAAUCAGCGCGGCUGAGCACCGGGAUAAUUAUGACUAGCAUAGCUUUGGAGGUCUGCAAAAAUGUGCAUCUGUAUGGGUUCUGGCCCUACAGUAAUCACCCCUAUGGACUCUACGACCUGAAGCACCACUACUAUGAUGACAGAGCACCUAAAACAAGUUUCCAUGCCAUGCCCACUGAGUUUGAGCUCUUGUUGCGGUUGCACAGUCAGGGGGUGCUCAAGCUUCAUCUGGGAGAUUGUCAACAAGGAGAAAGGUAGACCCAUGGACUACUGAGGGAACAGAAUCGAAGUGCCUUCUUUGUACCAUCAGGGUAAAGCGAAUCACUCGUGUAGUCUUUCAUGUUCUUUUAAAUGAAUGGACACAAAAGCCCCGUUUCAACCGGAGGAACUAUAGUUCCUACUAUAGCUCAACAGUGUGGUGCCGGAAGUAAAAAUCCCAUUAAUUUUCUCCAUUUGAUUUGAUUUUUGGCUGUAAUAUAAUAACCAUCCAAGGUAUACUUACCUCGAGCUGCCCCAGUAUGAUACGAUGGUAUAUGCUCCUGGAGAAGGCACACGUUCGUGUGAAAUCAACCUCGUUUUGAGAAGAAGAGGCCUUAUUCGCGAUCUCUUUGAAAAAAACUUCACUACCCAUGAUCCUAGAGUGUCACAGCGACGUCUCUGAUUGGUUGUGCUUCCUGUUGCCAUAGCAAUUUUUCCCACCCCUCUGCGCCUUAUGCGAACAGAGAAGUUUCGCUAGUAUGCUAGCUAGUUAGUUAGCUUACACGAAAAGUACUAGUCUAAUAACUUUGUCAUGCCGCUGUGAAUGUAGUUUAUAAUUUCCACAACUACUAGAUAGUACAACACUUACAUUAACAGUAUAAACGCUUUAACAAUGACAAAAGUUACUUUUAAGUAAUCCAUUCGCAAUGGAUUGUGGGAUGGUUAGUUCCUUGACUCAGGACGAAAAUUAUACACAGUCUUGUACCUUUGCCUUUUUUCCCAUUUUUUUAAUGCCGUUUUGGUGCCGAAUUAAAUGUAAUAUAGUCCCUAGUAUUGUUGUAGCUGAUUCACUUGGUUUCAGGCGCCAAUCUGUUGAUAUAAGGAUUUUGUGAAAAAUCAAAGGAGGAUUUGAAUGGGGAAAUUUACUUCCGGAACCAGAGCCACCGAAAAAAUGGCGAGGUCACUGUAAGCACUAUGGGCUAAAACAUCUACCCCUAAAAAACACCCUGCUAGGUGUUAGGUUUUUUCAGAAGGUCACGGGACUUAAGUUAUUAAUUCAUUCAUGAAGACAAAAAAAAAAACUUGGUUUGACUUCUACAGAAAGAAUCUGCAUUUAUGUUUGUACUGUUUGGCCAAAAUAAUGAGGGAACUGUGUACUUUUUCUUUUUUUUAAUUCUCCAUUAGAAUUCCAUCUGUGAUUAUAUUCUAACUUUGGUGACUUCAAAUCUUUCUCAGAAAUCCUUCAAAAAUCUUGUGUAUUCAGAAUCAAAAAUCAGAUGUUCUAAAGGUCAAAUGUCAAAAUCAUGAAAUAUACCUUUCCCCCAAUAUUAACUUUAAAGGAGCUAUAUGCAACUUUCAAAAAUAUUGCGUUUGUAGCGAUACCGCGUGGCCGUUAGGCGAACUGCACCAGUAACCUGUUGCUCGCUCUCUCGCGCGUGCUCGUCAUACGUGCUCGUACGUACACAAACGAGCAUCAUCAUCGGCCGCGAAACACUGGACGUUUACCGGCAUAAUGUUCACAGAGGAGGUAAGUGGUCAUACACAUGUGAAAGUCUGUGAAGGAGUCUGUGUGUCUGUAUUCAUUCUCCAUCCUACAAACGACAGUCUUGGCAGGCACUGGCUGAGAGCAGGAGUGUGUGAGGAGUUUGUCCGCCUUUGAGAGCUCGUAGGGCGGAACGCGCAUAAAAUGUCACUUCCUGGAGCUUUUGCGGAAAAUACGACCCGGGGAAUUUUUUUUAUACAGGCAACACAGAUAGACAGUGAACAUCUACUUUUUCACAUUAGUUAACCGUUUGCUUAUUAAUGGGCGAUAAAAAACGAUUUAUACCUGUAAAAAGUUACAUAUUGCCCCUUUAAGAAAUGAAUUGCAGGGGUUAAAAUAAUGUAUAUUCUUAAAAGGUGUUUCUAAGGUGUUUGGUGAAAUGAGGAGAGUGAGGUAUCCAGCGUAAAUUCUUCUAACAUUUUGAUUAGAGUCUUCUCUCCCUAUUAAGGCCCUGACACACCAUGCAGAUACCAAAGAACUAGUGGCGACGGAGGCCCCCCUGUGGUGUCACCUCACGCCGCCUCACGUCUUGGCCAAAAAGUUGCACUAGAACACACCUCAAAGACUACAGCCGACGGCCAACCGCCAUGUACGUUCUGUGCAUUCGUGAGGGGCGGCGGUAGCUCGUUGUUGUGAUACCAGAAGACCAUUUUCACACCGCUGUUGCACACCUCUCGUAUGCAACAGAAAAUUGCCCUCUAGUGGCCUUAGCUGGCUUUAUCUGUGAAGUAUCUCUCACUUUCAGUUUUUUAUUUAAAUUCCCUUUUGUUUCUUUCUCUUUUCUACUCAAUUCGAGAGCCUAACACAGACAGGACAACUCUCAGUAAAUCACCUGUGGCUUACAGCUGACAAGGCACCAUCACUGGUUUAGACAUCAGCUAACAGAAGACCUUUUUGAAGUAUAUGACAAACCAAUAUCAUGUUAUGCUACAAACAGUCUUGUCAGUUGUUUAUCAAAUGAGCAAUGUUACUUGAUAAUGAUUUGUUAGAUUCCCUAAAUUUACAACCUGGAACAGAACAGUACGACAAAACAGCCUGUUAGCGUACCACUUUAAACAUGGUAUUAGAGGGACAAGCUGCUAUGAUACAAAAGUAAGUGUCAGCUCUUUCAGGCAAGACUUUAUGAAUACAAAUACAAAUGCAGCCACUGUAAACAGAAAAGCUGAUUGUUUCACUAAUAUGACACUUCCUGUCUUUCCCCCCUUUGAUGCCUUCAGCCAGUUCUCCACACACUGCUUUGGAGCAAUCCUAUAACAAUGACGGGAAGGUAGUAAAACUGUUUAUGAAACACAGCCCAAACAGUUGGUACUACUUAUACUGUAACAUACAAGGCCAAGUCUGGAUUUUUUCAUUUCAGUCACUGUAGCCAACACAUUAUAAAAAUAUACUUUGUCAUAUUUUAAAUUUUUUGAGUCAAUGAGUCAAUAAAAAAAUAUAUUCUUCAUGUUGAGUUUGAGGAACAUUUCUCUGUUUCCUCAUCAGCUUGAGAAACUGUUAAGCCUCUUAAAAGUCCUCCUCACAAUUUGACACCUUAGGAAUUUAAUUACAUUUUGAAGUUAAUCUCUACAAGGAUCUAGUCUUUACUUUAAGAAGUCCAGUGGUGGGUUUCGGCCACUAGAUGGCACUCUUUGACCAUGCAAUGUGAAGUGCAUGUUGCGCUGUACAGGGACAGGUAUUCCGUUUUCAUGAGGCAGUUAGCUUGCAUUUAUAUACGUGUCCUUUUGACAGGUUGCACAUCUGAGCUAGAGCUGGUGCAGCGCCUGCUGUGAUUGUGUCAUUGUAUUUGUGUUAGAAUCAACAACAACGUUACUCUAAUUAGUGAGCUGCAAUGAGACCACAGGUUAGAGACACACCUCAAGACAAUGCAAUGAAAACAUUACAUGAUGACACUACUGGGGCAUCACUUUACCUUAGUGGUGGCAGGUUGUCUGUGCAGAUUGUAAUUGUAUUAUUUAGCUGUAGAUUUAUCCAGUGGUUUUGUUUGUGAUUAUAACACUUUUUUUUUUUUAGAUUUUAAAGCAAAAAAGUUAAAAUUUGGACUUAAAUAUUCUCCAUUAAGAGAGUAUUUUACUCUCUUUUAUGUGUCGGUCUUUCUUCUUUGAAAGAACAUGAAGUUAAAGACAUAAGAGGGAGAUAGAAAACUUAAAUCAGUGAAGGUGUAAUCACACACGGCUUAAGUGGAACUAAACCAUGUUGGACACUUUGAGCCGGUGGAGCCGAACUUGACCAGAAUGUAAAAAAUUAAAACGUGUUUUUAUGGGUAACACAAAGUUUAUUGUGAUUGUCAUACUAAAUAAACACACUUUCCACACAUAUAAUAUUUUACAAUGAUAUAAACCUUUAUGGGAAUGAUUUGAUUGAUUGAAGCAGAUGGAAAAUGUAUUUUUACUGAGAACAGAUGGACGUAAAUAACACACUGAGAGCAGGAGAGUAAUUGGCUCUUAACAUGAGUGGAUGAUGUGUUCAGGAUUUUUUUUUUUUUCUUCUGGCUGCAAUAAUUACAUAACCACAAUACACACUGAUGUGUUCAUACACAUGUGUACAGAUGUAUUUGCAUAGCGGGGAUUUUUAAACUUCCCUUCACACACUCGAGUAUUACCACACAGUAAGGGAAGUAGAGGAGAGGAUAAUGAGUAAAAAUGAUGUUGUUCUCUCCUCAUCCACCGCUGUUUGGAGGCAGGGGAAUGUAACAAUGGAGGCUUAACUGGCAGUUUGCAAAUCAGAUUUGUGCUUCUUCUGCCUCUGAACGCCCUCACCUACCCCAGCAGGUAGGAAACUUAAUUAAAUGUAUGCCUCACAAAUUACUUCUGCAGCGCAGAAGGUUAGGAUAUCUGCUUUGGUGUGUUUGUGUAAUUUCACCUCAGACAUGUUUAUGUUCCUUUAGCUGACUUCCCACAACAUUAAAAGGGGAAUAAGUCCAUAUCAGGCAGUGAGGAGAGAGAGCAUCCCAUUACAAGCAUUAUGUGUGUAUGGAUGCCCUCCAACUCAACUCACAGUGGGCUCCUGAUGUACAGUUUUUGUAUGUAUGUGUGUGUACACUCUCGUGCCAAGACAUACUAAAAGAGUGGUUUGUUAUUGAAAAAGAGAAUCUCUACUUCACAGGAAUCCUGUCAACAUACAACCUACAAAAAAAAGAAGUCACAUAGGUGGAUAAAACACACACAAACACACCCUGACACACACAAGUGUUCCUAAUCUGCAUUGCAGAUGUUUUUUGGGGCCUCUCUGCCAGCACAGGGAUGAUGAGGCGUCCUCGUUAGCAUGGAGACUUUUAGCUGUAAUUAUCUUGUAAUGGCACUUAGCCCAUCAGCUCCUCCUCUAGUGUGUCCCAGUGCAUGCACACAU